AUGGCAGUCAUAUGGGGCCUCGACCUCCACGAGAUCCAAUGGGCGAAAUUCAAAUCGGGCAAUAUGUGGAAUUCGCGGUAUCACGGCCGGCGCACCAGGUUCAUCGUGUAUCAACUCGCGAUGAUAUUCACGGUUGUGAGCGAGUCGCUGGGGACGGCGGCGUUAUCUGAUUACACUACCCAGCAACGAUACGUCGCGCAUCUCAACUCGAAUGUAACGGUACACAACAACAAUUUCGUAGGAAUAGCUUCCUACAACAUCUUCGUUGGGAUCUUCGUCGCUACGAUAUUCGGUGCGGCGUUCUUCUUCGAUCUGUUUUGGCCUGAGCGGCACGAGUCUGCCGCAGUGAAAAUGGCGUGGAGGGUUUGCUCCGUGCUAGCUUGCGCAUUUACGCUGUCGUGUGCAUUGGCGUAUACGUACAUUGUGGCUGCGAAGAGCGCGUAUGUUACGGGUGCGAGUCCGGCGGAGGCACGGAGGUUGCUGGAUGCGUAUGGCGGGAGUCCGAUGCUUUAUCGGCAGAAUGGCAGGGCGGUGGCGAGUGUGGUGUUGCUUUGGGUAGGGAUGGUCUUUACGUUUUGGAGUACGUACCUGCUCUGGCACUCGCUGGCUCAUAUUGAUGCUUUUGGGCCUAUGUCUACGCAUGCGAGAAAUGAGAAAGUGGAGGAUGGGAUUGACGAAAGAGAUGGAGAUGUAGAGGUUGCACGGCCAGUGCAGGCUCAUGUGGCACAAGAUAGUGCGGUGUAG
Molecule: messenger RNA, 744 nt
Organism: Bipolaris oryzae ATCC 44560
Lineage: Eukaryota; Fungi; Ascomycota; Dothideomycetes; Pleosporales; Pleosporaceae
Exons: 3
Coding region: 1-744 (247 amino acids)
Source: RefSeq, a predicted model, not a curated record